Messenger RNA from Dryobates pubescens (Downy woodpecker), 1384 nucleotides. It is a transcript of the gene RAD23B, whose product is annotated as RAD23 homolog B, nucleotide excision repair protein. Lineage: Eukaryota; Metazoa; Chordata; Aves; Piciformes; Picidae. Gene Ontology annotation, cellular component: nucleoplasm; cytosol. Bases 157 to 1362 code for a protein of 401 amino acids. Gene Ontology annotation, biological process: proteasome-mediated ubiquitin-dependent protein catabolic process; nucleotide-excision repair. Gene Ontology annotation, molecular function: proteasome binding; damaged DNA binding; ubiquitin binding. The record is from RefSeq and is a predicted model, not a curated record. The transcript is spliced from 10 exons.
CCGCCGCACUGAGUGUGACAGGCGUCUCGGGGCUCCACCUUUUCUGCUGCCGCGUCCUGCUCUUCCUCCCUUUCCUCUUCCCCGCCUGUCCCGCCGCGCUGCGGGGGGACACGGGGACGGAAGCUGAGCCGCGACGGGUUGCGUGCAGCCGCCACCAUGCAGAUCACACUGAAAACACUGCAGCAGCAGACCUUCCGGAUUGACAUCGACCCCGAGGAGACGGUAAAGGCACUAAAAGAGAAGAUUGAAUCAGAGAGGGGGCAAGAUGCUUUUCCAGUAGCUGGCCAAAAACUAAUUUAUGCAGGCAAAAUCCUUAAUGAUGAUACUGCUCUUAAAGAAUACAAAAUUGAUGAGAAGAACUUUGUGGUGGUUAUGGUGACAAAACCCAAAGCAGCAGCUGGAGUUACUCAGCAGCCAAAUGCUACUACCGCUGUUAGCUUGACAACUGCAGCUCCCACACCAGUCACUGCACCAGUCCCUGCUGCUGCCCCUGUGCCAGCUCCUGUCCCUCCACCACCAGUGCUAGAUGCAGUUGCCUGUGAAUCUGAACCUGUGAGUGCUCUGGAAGAAGAGAAGCCAGUAGAAGACCCACCUGCUGAGGCACCAGCUGCUCUCAGCUCAUUAGCAACUGACAGUACAACAGGUGAUACAUCUCGAUCAAAUCUUUUUGAGGAUGCUAUAAGUGCACUUGUGACAGGUCAGUCAUAUGAGAAUAUGGUGACUGAGAUCAUGUCAAUGGGCUAUGAACGAGAGCAAGUAAUUGCAGCACUGAGGGCGAGCUUCAACAAUCCUGACAGAGCAGUGGAAUACCUUUUAAUGGGUAUCCCGGGAGAUAAUCAAGCUGUGGCUGAACCCCCUCAAGCAUCAAACACUGGUGCCCCUCAAUCUUCAGCAGUGGCAGCAUCAGUAGCAACUAUACCUACAACUACUAGUUCAUUAGGAGGACAUCCACUUGAGUUUCUACGAAAUCAGCCUCAGUUCCAGCAGAUGAGACAAAUUAUUCAGCAAAAUCCUUCCCUGUUACCAGCAUUGCUACAGCAGAUUGGACGAGAAAACCCUCAACUACUCCAGCAAAUAAGCCAACACCAGGAACAUUUUAUUCAUAUGUUGAAUGAGCCAGUUCUAGAGUCCCGCCAAGGUUUAAGUAGCAGUGAUGAUGGUGCCAGCACUGGAGGUGUAGUGGAAGCUGGAAAUGGUCAUAUGAACUACAUUCAAGUAACACCUCAAGAAAAAGAAGCUAUAGAAAGGUUGAAGGCAUUAGGAUUUCCUGAAGGACUUGUGAUACAGGCAUAUUUUGCAUGUGAGAAGAAUGAAAACUUGGCUGCCAACUUUCUUCUACAGCAGAACUUUGAUGAAGACUGAGAGACUCUCUUUUUUUUUUUUU